AUGCUGGGACUCACCGAGUGCGGGUUUCUGGUUCUGACUGCCACUCAGUUCAUUCUGGGAAUGCCGGGGAAUAGUUUCAGGUUGGUCAAUGGUAGCAGCUGGUUCAAGAACAAGAGAACCUCUUGGUCUGACUUCAUCAUCACUAACCGGGGUCUCUCCAGGAUUGUUCUGCUGUGGAUUCUCUUUUUUUUUUUUUGCGCCCUCUGCAGUGGAUUCUCUUGAUUGAUGGUGUUCUCUUCCAAACUCCACGAUGAAUAAUUUGCAAUCAUGCAGACUAGUGAUAUUUUCUGGACAUUUACAAACCAUCUGAGCAUUUGGCUUGCCACCUGUCUCAGUGUCUUCUAAUGCCUGAAAGUCGCCAGUUUCUCCCAUCCUACGUUCCUCUGGCUCAAGUGGAGAGUUUCCAGGUUGGUUGUAUGGAUGCUUGGUACCCUGCUCUUAUCAUGUAGCAGUGCCGUCUCUCUGAUCCAUGAAUUUAAGAUCUGGUCUGUUCUCAGUGGAAUUGAUGGAACAGGGAAUGUGACUGAACCCUUUAGAAAGAAAAGAAAUGAAUAUAAGCUGAUCCAUUUUCUUGGGACUCUGUGGGACCUCCCUCCCUUAAUUGUAUCUCUAGCUUCCUACUUUCUGCUCAUCCUCUCCCUGGGGAGGCAUAUGCGGCAGAUGCAGCAAAACUUUACCGGCUCCAGAUAUCCAAGUACUGAGGCCCAAAAGAGGGCCAUCAAAAUCAUCCUUUCCUUCCUCUUUCUCUUCCUACUUUACUUUCUUUUCUUUUCAAUUUUGACAUCCAGUUAUUUCUACCAGCAACUGAGGUGAUUAUGAUGACUGGAGAAGUAAUUAACAAUGUUAUAUCCUGCUGGCCGCUCAUAUAUUCUCAUUCUGGGAAAUAAUAAGCUGAAGCAGAUGUUCAUGGAGACGCUUUGGUGUGAGCCUGGUCAUCUGAAGCCUGGAUCCAAGGAACCCGUUUUUCCAUAGAGCAUCUGCGGGCACAGGAGGGAGCCUAGGAGUCCUUAGACCUGGCUCAGGAUUACAGGGCUCUUCCUUACCCUCCCUUGGCACCACUUCUGUCACAUCAGUAGGAGAGACACUACUGCUUCAUUCUGUCCCACUUGGGACACUUCUCAUGGCCUCUCCUUGUAUGGUUGUUUUGGAGAGGGUGAAAUAGUCUUUGGAAAGUG
Molecule: messenger RNA, 1175 nt
Organism: Aethalodelphis obliquidens (Pacific white-sided dolphin)
Lineage: Eukaryota; Metazoa; Chordata; Mammalia; Artiodactyla; Delphinidae
Gene: TAS2R3
Product: taste 2 receptor member 3
Biological process (GO): detection of chemical stimulus involved in sensory perception of bitter taste; sensory perception of taste; G protein-coupled receptor signaling pathway
Cellular component (GO): membrane
Molecular function (GO): G protein-coupled receptor activity; bitter taste receptor activity
Source: RefSeq, a predicted model, not a curated record